GAGUAGAUACCAGUUUGAUAAGUUGUACCUCAGAAGAACUUGCCAUAUAUUGUACCUGUGACAACUGUUGUGCGAUAAACUUUGAUUGAUUGAUUGAUUGAUUGUCAGGACAACUCAGCCCUCCCUCGGCCCCUGGCCAUUGACUCCCUGUUCAGGAAAACUCAGCACCAAGCCCCAGGACAAGUCGGCACUCAGCAGCAUAAUUUCUCAGCACGUAGUCAGUAUUUGGGGCUCCAAGUAUCGUAAAUUAUUUUUCCGCAGCUUGCUAUGUCCGGUCUGGGCGGAGUGAGCAGCGAGGCCGCGAUGGGCCAGGCGCAGCGGAUCUGGGACAUGCUGGACGAGCUGGCCGACUCCGACCCGGAGGCCUACAGGAACUUCAUCUCCGGGCAGAUGCAGCAGGCUAAGGAGGAGGGGCGCCGGGGCUGGGCACCUGUACCCGAGCCCCACAUGUGUGUCAGGACAAACAUUCAGAAACAUCUGCAGAAGGACGGACCUGCUAAGGAUGCCAGAGUCCUGUACCUGAACAUCUGCAGUUUUGACAAAGUGCCGUCUCCCAAGACUGACCAGGACCCUGUCCCUGUCAGCGGUGGGAAGAUGUCCACUGGGACAGAUGAACAAGGGCUGUAUGCCGCUGUUCCCAUCGUGUUCAACCCCUCCGUGUUACAAGAGGUGGCGAAGGACAGGACAGCGGAGGACAUGCUGAUCAGCCUUGCUCUGGAGUAUGUACAGCACCAGUACAAACUGACGACGUCCUCAAAGUUCGUGAAAUGUGAGGAGAAGCUGAAAGGAGAUUACAAGACUCUGGUCAAGGCCUUCCAGCAGCUGUCUAAGAAAAGCGACCCCUCGGGACCCGCGGGAUCGGGUGACGUCUUAGACUCUCCGCAGUCCGUCCUCCAUCAGCUGUCCAACCUGUCCACGGAAACCGAAGACAAGGACGAGCCCGUCAUCUCACUAGUGUCUGAGGACAAACCCAAACCAGGGAGAACCAAGUUGAUAGAGGAGAUCUCCAGCACAGAGACACAGCUUACCAAGCCUGACUUUCACCUCACUGUGAAGGACGCAGAGGGAUCAAAGCCGAGGAGACUUGUGCUGAAGAUCACAUUACCCCUGGUCAGGAGUGUGUCGGAAUGUGAGCUGGACAUCUCAGAGGACGAUGUGGUGUUGGAAGUUCCUGGAAAGUACAAACUGGAGACAGCUCUGCCACACAGCAUCGACGAGGAACGUGCAGCUGCCAAGUUCAGUGUCAAGACUUCUUUAUUAACAGUAACAAUGCCGGUCAAGAUGGACUCCAAUGGGCUACAGUCAUGAUGACCUCAUGUGUACAUGUGUUACACAAACUCUACCAAGUUGCCUACAUUCCUAUGUCUUCUUCAAGUUGCCUUUACACUUUAAAAGUGUUUCUGUAUAUCUGAGAGAUGAAAUAAAUGAAUUGAUACGAUAUACUAGUAUACAAUUUAUAUAAUUGUAUUCUGCAUGUCUCACAACCAUGUUUGAGAUAAAUAGAUAGCAAAGUUCUUUGAUCACAACCAUUUCUUUUUCACGAGCCAGCAUUUUGAUGACCGUCUGUCAUCUUCAUCAGUGCAAUUCU
Messenger RNA from Branchiostoma belcheri (Belcher's lancelet), 1588 nucleotides. RefSeq names its product PIH1 domain-containing protein 2-like. The transcript is spliced from 5 exons. The record is from RefSeq and is a predicted model, not a curated record. Gene Ontology annotation, cellular component: ribonucleoprotein complex; cytoplasm; R2TP complex. Gene Ontology annotation, biological process: box C/D snoRNP assembly; rRNA processing. The coding region runs from base 268 to 1308 and encodes 346 amino acids. Lineage: Eukaryota; Metazoa; Chordata; Leptocardii; Amphioxiformes; Branchiostomatidae.